AUGCACGACCCGAAGGGCAAACUGCCCAUGGGCAAAGGCCCGCCGUCUGCAGAGCAGCAGGAGCGCCGCUGCGUCGCGUGCCUGGAAGACCCCCUGCACCACCCGGACGCCGCUGUGACCUUCCAGCUGCCGUGCGGCCACGACUUCUGCAACGGCUGCCUCAAGGCCCUCUUCCGCUCGGCUCCCUCAGACACCAGCCUCCUACCCGUCAUCCUGACUGUCACCACCAAUGUCUGUUGGUCUUCCCACAUCGACCAGGGCCUGGCGGAGCUGCUGCUGCGGCCGCAAGAGUACGAGGUGUUUCAGGCGCGGCUGGAGGAGCUGGAGUGCGCCGACAAGAUGUACUGCCCCGAGGCCGCCUGCUCAAAGUUCAUCAACCUGGAGAAGCUGCCGCGGCCCCUCGGGCGGCACGCCUGCGGCGGAUGCGGCGCCGAUGUUUGCACGGCGUGCAAGGCGCGGCUGCCGGCGUGCUCCUGCAUGAUGUGGCGCUAG
Monoraphidium neglectum is the source of this 492-nucleotide messenger RNA. RefSeq lists its product as hypothetical. NCBI's taxonomy places the organism in Eukaryota, Viridiplantae, Chlorophyta, Chlorophyceae, Sphaeropleales, Selenastraceae. The transcript is spliced from 4 exons. The record is from RefSeq and is a predicted model, not a curated record. The coding region runs from base 1 to 492 and encodes 163 amino acids. Gene Ontology annotation, molecular function: metal ion binding.